Messenger RNA from Carya illinoinensis, 610 nucleotides. RefSeq names its product protein translocase subunit SECA2, chloroplastic-like. The transcript is spliced from 3 exons. Lineage: Eukaryota; Viridiplantae; Streptophyta; Magnoliopsida; Fagales; Juglandaceae. Bases 179 to 529 code for a protein of 116 amino acids. The record is from RefSeq and is a predicted model, not a curated record.
AAUCCUCCAAGUCUCUUUUCUCUUUCUUUCUCCCGAACUUGAUUCUUUCUUCUUCAUCUGUCGCCCUUCUUCAGCCCGCAACCCCUAUUCAGGUCCAGCGGACCCCAUCGUCUUCAAGCUCUCCAAAGUAGCCGCCCAUCAAAGCACACAAAAAAGAAGGAAACACAACUCCGCACGCAUGGCAACGGUCCCUGCUCUCCUCAACCCCUCUUUCCUCUCCCCAAAACCUCCCGAGAGAAGAACCGUUAUCUCCCUUCCCAACCCCUUUCUCACCCUACCUCUUCGUCCUCCUCCUCGUCGUUCUUUUUGUAGGCUGCAACAACGAGUUUUAGCAACUAGACCAAUUGCUUCGUCAGUAAAGGAGCAUUUGGGUCGUCUCAGGAAGACAUGGAGUGAUGUCAUGAGUUUAAACCACUGGGUUGUGCGCGACUAUGACCGUCUAGUGAAGUCCGUGAACGUUCUCGAGCCAGAGAUUAAGAGGCUUUCUGAUGGGCAGCUGACUGCAAAAACUGAGGAGUUCCGAGGCUGAUUGAGGCAAGGGAGAGACGCUGGCCCAUAUUCAAGCUGGUUAAACUUCUAUUUAAGUUUCACAGUUUUAGGCAGCUGAAUC